UAAUAAGAAAAGUGUAAUAAAGUGACGCGCAGAAAAUUCUAUUUAAAACAAAUAUUUGAAAAUUUAAACAAAAAUCAAAAAAGAAGUGUCUUAAAACAAUUACAUACCUAAAAUUACAAAUAAUAAAAAGCAAACAAAUUUAAAAAUUUAAAAAUGUCAAGCAAACCCAAAAAAUCUAAGCAUUCUUCUUCCACUGACAUACAUAUCAUGUUAGAAGAUAUUCAUGCUGAUCUACAGAAAAUCAAAGGAAGUUGAAGAAUAUAAAAAAAGUAUGUUUGAAAAAAUUGAAAAGCAGAACAACGGCGUUUGCGAGGUGUUAGCAGAGCACAGUGUUUGUUUAAAAUCAAUUGUAUCCUCAUUUUGGAAUACACCGAAAUAUAUAAAGCAGUUCCCUAUUAAAACAGAGGAAGAAUUAUUAAAAUGGGAAGAUGGAAUAAAUGAGGAAAAUAAGGAUGAAAUGGUCAAAACUUUGAAUGCUAUCAUGGGGGAGAAAGGCCUGUGUAAAGGAUUACCUCUAAUAAUACACAAGAAACUUCUGCUAAAAUAUAAUUUGAAUGGUACUCAUAAUAAAAAGGGGCUAAAAUUUUUCAAAAAUGUUAUGGAUGUGCUUUUUUUAUCCUAUACUUCAUCAUCUGUAAACAAAUGCGAACCCAACACUUUUGAAAAAGAAAUAAGAUUGGCACUAAGAAAAAUCAAAAAUCGACACUUUAAAGAUGCUUUUGAUGAAAAAAAAACGUGAAAUGAAAAAUAAUGCAGAUACAACAGCUGAAUAAUGCGCUUUUAUUAUAUCCCCACAUUAUUCAUUUACUUUUUUCAAUUCUGUGAAUUAAAUUUUAUAACUAUUUUCACUGAAUGUGUAUUAAUACCUGUCUUUAAAAAUGUGAUUUAAUUUUUUAUGCCUUAAGUUAAUUGAUAAAAAAUUUAAAGCCAAUUCAAGUU
Messenger RNA from Lucilia sericata (common green bottle fly), 939 nucleotides. RefSeq lists its product as uncharacterized. The record is from RefSeq and is a predicted model, not a curated record. NCBI's taxonomy places the organism in Eukaryota, Metazoa, Arthropoda, Insecta, Diptera, Calliphoridae. The transcript is spliced from 6 exons. Bases 224 to 739 code for a protein of 171 amino acids.